CUCGAUCUCUCCUUCGAUGCGUCAUUGCUCCUACGCGCUUUUCCAGUCUCUUGUGGGAGAGAUUUAACUACAUGUCACCUCGUUCAGCUCAAUCAGUGCUUGUGUGUCGUUCGAAGUGACUAAAAGUCGUGCUUUGAGUGUUGUGUUUGGUAGAGAAGAGGAAAGAGACGAGAGUAAACAUGCCCAGGAGAACCAGGGAUGAGGAUAUUCCCAUCAAGAUUGGAGGCUGGAAUGGGAAGUUUGUGUACGAAAAGCCAACAGUGAUCCAGGAGCCCGCGCAGAAUGCCCAUGGUGAGAGCGAGUCCACGGCCAAGGGCCACCCACGCGAGGCUGGCGACAAGAAGCCCGUCUACGCGACUGGCAAUCAAUUCUACGGCUACACCACAGAGCCAGAGGUGCUUCCGGUCACGUGGGAUGGCACCUUCGCCCCGUCUGGAGGCACUUACUACCGCCCGGAGCGCAACAGGUCGGAAACUUCCCAGUUCUAUGGCUUCUGCAGCGAACCCGAGAUUCUUCCUGUCCAGUGGAGUGGCAAAUUUGAGGUAGAUCCCAAUGAUGUGCGCAUUAAACCGGAGAGAAACAGCUCUGACGUCAGAGAUUACGCUGAUCAUCGAAAUUUCGUGGAGAGGAAACCCACACAGGAGCAGGACAAUGGACAAGAGACACACUAGAAGGA
Molecule: messenger RNA, 676 nt
Organism: Phlebotomus argentipes
Lineage: Eukaryota; Metazoa; Arthropoda; Insecta; Diptera; Psychodidae
Exons: 1
Coding region: 180-671 (163 amino acids)
Source: RefSeq, a predicted model, not a curated record